Messenger RNA from Amyelois transitella, 3118 nucleotides. RefSeq lists its product as uncharacterized. NCBI's taxonomy places the organism in Eukaryota, Metazoa, Arthropoda, Insecta, Lepidoptera, Pyralidae. The coding region runs from base 36 to 1277 and encodes 413 amino acids. The record is from RefSeq and is a predicted model, not a curated record. The transcript has a single exon.
UAAACUAUUAAGAUUUAGUCACAGCAUCUGACACCAUGGUUCUAGCAAAUUUAUCUUGCAUUUCUAAUAAACUUACUGAGGAAAUAAUUCAGAAUGCCUUUAGAAUCAAAACUGGAAGUGCAGACAAUGUGAUGUCUAUAAAGGUGAAGCGCGCAGCUCCGGCCGGGGAGGGUCUGAUUAGCGCUGUCUAUCGGAUCACAGUAGAAGGACAACAUCAUAAAGCCUCGUUCAUUGCCAAGGGGUUAAUCAAUGAUCCUCUACUGAGAAAAUCCAUCAUUUGUUCAGAAACCUUCUUCGAGAGAGAAGCAUUCUUUUACACCAAUAUCUUACCUGCAAUGGCAGCUGUGCAGAAGUCGUUGGGGGCGAAAGAAAGUUUGCAGAGAAGUAUUCCAGUUUGCUACGGGAGCUAUGUAGAUGGCAAAAAUGACUACAUUAUAAUAGAAGAUCUGGCGGAAAAUGGUUGCGAAUCUUUGACAUAUAGGCCAACUGAAGAUGAGCGCGAUGCUACAUUGAAAACCCUUGCCCAUAUCCACGCAGUAUCUAUGGCCCUGCGAGAAACUAAACCCGAAGUUUUUAAUAAGAUAGCAGAUAAGUUGCCUGAAGCAUACUAUAAUAAACAAAACAAAGACUGGUAUGUAACUUACCUUAAUAACGCCAUUGAAAUCGACCGCGAAGUACUCGCUGAAUUUGAAGAUCCAUCAACUAGUGUCUAUUAUAAGAAAUUUGAGCAAUUAGUAUCCCAUAAUGUUUAUGAUCAACUUAUUCAAUUGACGGCACAUCGUGAUGAACGUGCGGUUUUUAAUCAUGGGGACGCCUGGACUCCUAACUUCCUUUACUCCGGAGAACUGACAGUUGCUAUUGAUUUCCAAGCUUUCAGAUGCGUAUCCGUAGCACUGGAUUUGUCCUAUUUUAUCAUACUAUGUGGUAAUUUGGUCCAAAAGAAGGAAGAUUUUGAGAAAGCUGUUAAAGUUUAUUACAAUUUUUUGAAAUAUUAUUUGCGUGACAUGGGACUCAAUGAGAAUGUCGUAUGUUCCUGGCCUGUUUUGAAUGAUGAAUUGAAGAAGUAUGGUAAAUUUGGACUUCUGGCAGCUCUUACUUCAAUACCUUUGUUAGUGAGUGAAAAAUGUGACGUUUUGGAAAAGUUUGAGCACAAGUUCGUUGGAUACGACAAAAUACCUCUGGAAGAUCUGUGGAAACUUACUCCUAUCGAAUGUCGUGAUGAUAAACUGUGGCUAGUUAAUGCUGUACGAAUUUCAGUGGAUAUGGGUUUGAUUUAAUAGCAUAAUAUUUUCAGCUUUACUGGGUAACGGAAAAUUAAUAUUGUGUACGAGUAAAUGUUACCUGUUAUUAAUAUUAUAAACAUUGUUUAAUUUUUUUGAAGCUAGUUUGGGUAUUCUCAUAUAAUUUGACUACGAUUAUCUCAUCUAAAACGGCCGUCAUUCCUUUUGAAGAUAAUAAUACUAUUAAUAUAUCGCAAAGAGAGGCUCGCGAACCAAUUUGUAAAGAAAUUCCACUCUAAAACACCUGUAUCUCGCUACAGAUAAGCCUUUGGAUGAGUCGACAGAAUAUAGGAAUGUCUUGGAGGUUUCAACACGGAAACAUGGAGAGAACAGAAGGAAAGCUACUUCACGGGAAUCGACAAUUUUAUUUUUAAUAUUAUUAUAUCAACUUGUUUUUCUUGCCAUUAUCCUGAUGGCGUCCUCACUAGAGAUGCAGGGGUGUGCCUUAUUUUAUUAAUAUAAUUCAUUCAUAUACAUAUAUAUAGUCACGUCUAAGACCCUUGCGGGGUAAACAAAGCCAACACAGAGUCUUGAAAGAUUUGGCUACGUUCAGCUAUAUGGCUUUAUCAUGUUAUUGAGAUUCAAAUAGGUUGCUAGCCCAAUCGCCUACAAGAGUAAUACCAAGUUUAUAAGCCUUUCCCUUAGUCACCUUUUACGCAAUUCAUGGGAAAGGUAUGGAGUGGUCCUAUUCUUAAGUGCCGGAAACCACGCGGCAUCUUAUAGGGCUAAAAAUGGAUCUGAAAUUUGCUAAAUAUUUAUUUUUGUUCCGAUAAUAAUAAGAAUAAUUAGUCUGAUAUGAUAUCCUAUUUCUAUGUACCUAUGUUUCCUAAGCUCCUUUAUACAACUAUGAACGUACUUGCUUUCACCCGCGGCUCCACCCGCGUUUAAAGUAUCUUAUGUCCACCGUACUCCUUGUGUUCGCAAAAUUUCAUGGAGAUCUGUUCACUGGUUUUGACGUGAAGGACACAAAACACUCUUACUUUUUUAAUAUUAGUAUGGACUCAAAUUCUUAACCCGUCAUGUCAUUAGAUCGUUCGGACACAACAUUAUUUCUGUAUCCUAAGCGUUCUGUACUGACUCGUGACUGCGAGAGGCUCAAAACUAAUUAUCGCGAUGCUGGCCGACUGUUAGCCGACAAAAGUCUAAAUGGCUAGUGGUCCGUGCCCGCUCGAACAAACAUACCACUACAUAUAACUACAUACACACGUCUCUAACAUUAUAAACUCGAACAUUCCAAUACACUAUGCACAUAACGUUUUGUGCGCACCGAAAUAACGUGCGUGUAACGUUUAUUUGUUAGAAUAGAAAGCACGAAAAAAAGUGUCAAUUAGCCAUUAUUUGCUGACAAAAGACUGUUUGGUGACAUAUUUGUUAACUCUUUUAGUUAUAUUUUUAAGCGCUUUAAUGUUUUUGUGUACUUUCUAACAUAGUUUUAGAGACAUUGUAAAAUAACACUUACACUAAAAUGAGCAAAAUCAAAAUAAUAUCUUCACUUACGAAUUCAACUCACAUUGGUUUCCUAAAAGUACUUUUAAAUUCGCUUAAAAAAUGCUCAUAUGUAUAUGAAAUAUUUUUUUGGUUUACGUUUCGAACGAAUAUCGGUAGCGACUGUGUCGGAGUUGAAUUUAAAUAUCAUGACAGCAACGGCAUGCAUUGGAAGUGCCUGUUUGACGGAUAACACAAAUAUACCUACUUAUAUGUAUAACAUCUUCAUCUGUUACGGGGUAGACCGAGCCAAAGCAUUCUUUUUUCUGGAUAGUUCCACUGGAGCUAGGCCCCGGGCAAAAGACUUGUUAAAGAUAAGAAUUACCAAAUAAAUACUUAGCUAUGUAUAUAAU